UACGAAUCGCUUUUUGGUAAUCGUUAGAACUAGUCGAUUAACUAGUUGUUGUAUGAACUAUUUAAUCUUAUGUUCAACAAAUAAGUAAUUGAAGAUUGGAAGAAUAAGUCUAAGAAAACUAUACGUGAAUGAAACACGCUUUGGCUAAUGGAAUAACAUUGAAGGAGUAUCAACGUACCAACGGUGGAUUGAACUAGUUCGUUGAAUCAACGCUCAAUGUCCAUCCCUAAAAUGCACAGCAUAGACAUAGCACAGAUCACAGAUGAUCAUAGAUUGCUUUUGCUCGCCGCAGUAUCUCCUCGCUUAUUAUUUGACGAAGAAGCGUUACGAGGUUGGCUUGAGGGUGAGAAAAGGAACACGCCCUAUCCGUGUAGAAUUUGAACGACGUAAUUGGCGUAGCCGGCACUCCUAUUUUACAAACAAAAUAAUGAAUGACAAUGGUUGCAUUCACUUGAAUAAUUUUAAGGCCGCCAAGGGUACACAUCCUUACAAAAUAGUCCACGCAUUUUUCGUAUCAUGCACUUCAUACGAGGCAAGGAAAUACAAGGCGACGUCUUGUUUGUGUUUUACAUGUGGUAAACCGGGACCGCGUAUGCACUCGUGUUUGCAUUGCAUUUUCUUCGGAUGCUACGCCGGCCACAUACAAGAUCAUUCAAAGACAAAGAAACACUUUCUAUAUGUUGACUUGAGCCAUGGCAACAUAUUUUGUGCACAAUGCCAAGACUACAUUUAUGAUAGAGAACUCACUGAUAUUGCUGUUACACACAGAUUAAAAGAAGCAAAAUCUUUAGGAUUACAUGUGCCAUACACUCCAUGGUUGCCUAACAACAAUGAGGCGAUGGCCCUCCGUCGUCUGCGCAAGAGAAGACUCAUCAGCCCACAUACAACAAUAGGCCUGCGGGGGCUACAGAAUCUGGGAUCCACUUGCUUUAUGAACUGCAUUGUACAGGCGCUCAUUCACACGCCCUUACUGCGAGAUUACUUUCUGGCUGAGAAACAUAAAUGCAAAGCGCAAAGUUCCAGCAAAUGCCUCGUAUGCGAAGUCUCAAAGUUAUUCCAGGAGUUUUAUUCCGGCGCGAAGACUCCUUUGACCCUGCACAGACUUCUGCACUUAAUCUGGACACACGCGCGGCACCUGGCGGGCUACGAGCAGCAAGACGCGCAUGAGUUCUUCAUCGCCACGCUCGAUGUACUGCACAGGCAUUGCAUGAACGGUGUCGAAGAUAUAGAGAAGAAAGAGAACGGUCGCUGCAACUGUAUCAUAGAUCAGAUCUUCACCGGUGGCUUACAGAGUGAUGUGGUGUGCACAUCUUGUUCCGAAAUUAAAUGCUCCAAUUGUCGAGCGUACAGGGAAUCUACUAAACAGCUGACAUUAGAAACGUUACCGAUUGUAGCAAGUUUCCAUCUUAAACGCUUCGAACACUCCUCGCAGAUAGAUAGGAAGAUAUCAGCAUUUAUAUCUUUUCCUGCUGAGUUGGAUAUGACUCCUUUUAUGUCAUCACAUCGUCGUGCAGUAGACAUGGGGGGAUCAGAGAAUAAUAAUGCCCCGCAAGGUAUUUUUGAAGAUAAUCGGUAUUCGUUGUUCGCGGUUGUGAACCACCUUGGGUCGCUGGAUGCUGGACAUUAUACUGCUUAUGUGCGACAGAUGAAGGGCAGCUGGUUCAAGUGUGAUGACCACAUGAUCACAAGAGCCUCGCUACGGGAAGUCCUGGAUAGUGAGGGGUAUCUUCUCUUCUAUCACAAAACCGUCCUGGAAUAUGAAUGUGAUGUGUCAUAAAUUAUCUUCAUAAAUUAUGGGACUUUUGGGAAACAGUUUUACGAUAAUUCGUAAAUAAUUAAUGUCGUGUCUGAAUCAAUUUGUAAUACUGGUCGAUACCCAGUUAUUCCUAAAUGUAUGAGAUAAAGUGAUAUUAGUGUUUAAACUAUCAAAAUCGCUCCCGAAGUAGAGUUGUGUUGGUGACGAUUAGCGCUAAGCUUUAAUGUAUUGUAAAUUAUGUCUAAAAAUAUAUACAUCUUGUAUAACGACUGAAAGAAUUCUCAAAAUCUUAAUGUUACGCUUUGUAUUGCGUUUCUGCUUAUAUUUUAUUACUUUGACAUUGAUAUUGUAAAAUUAUUGACAUUGUAUUCUUAUGUUGAAUUUUGAAAUGUAUCAAAUCUAUAAAUAUGAAAAAUAAUGAAAAAAAAUGUACCUAAUGAUUGUGUAGUUUUUCAAUCUGGUAUUUACUGAACAAACUCUUAAAUCUACCUCGCCUAUCUCUUGCAUUUUACUUAGAUUUAUACAAAAUGUGGUUGAAUUUGAAUAGCUUUGUAAUAUGCUUAUUCAAGUUUAUAAAAUGUAAAAUGCAUAAAAUAUUAAAUGUUGUCGAUAUUUGUGCAGAUUCAGUAAAUAAUCUAUUAGUUAUAAACCAAAGUCAGCAAGACUUGUAUAAAACGAUCAAUUUAGAUGGCACGUGCGUCAUAUCCUUGUUAAUAUGACUGAUUUAGCUUAAUGUGAUAUAUUUAUGUGUGUAUAAAUUAGUUGUAUGUCUCCCUGCAAUUAGUUUUUAAACAAAUACUUUGUACAUUAGCAAAAGUGCAGUUUGUAACUGUAAGCUUUCAUUGCUUUAACUACAAAAAACAUUUUCAAAGCGAAUGUAUGACAAAAGCAGUUUAAUCCUAAUUUAAGUCCCUUUCUCUUUACCGCCCUUUUCUUAUAAGGAGAGAAUGGGAAGGGGAAGUGCAUUUGACAGUGGAGGAGAUGCAUAGGAAAAGGAAAUAUCCGCUUUAUGUGUGUCCCCUUCCUUCGGAUAAGGGUAAGCAACGCAACUGCAAUUGCGGAUGUCUAUGGGCAGCGGUCGCUUCGCCAUUUUGGCGGAUUUAGGUGCCCGCUUGCUCGUUUGCUACCUUAUUUUAUUAAAAAAAAAUCCUUAAUUUUAUAUUGGCCGCUACAUAGAACAUGAUUGUAAAGAAAUCUGUUUUUUUAUUCAUUUACAUGGUCCUUGGUAUAAAAACCUAUAUUUAAAAAAACUUGCCCUUAUUUCCUAUCGAAUUAAGGGUUCAGCACACUGUAACAAAAUGUAAUUUUUUUUUAAUUGAAUUUUAACUGUAUAUUAUGUAUAAGCCAAGAUUGUAAAAAUUAGCCAAUGGACGCUUAAUUCGGCUAAUAUACGCAAAUAUAUUAGUUCCGUAUUUUCACGCAAUAUGGUAAAGGUUUCUAUCUUUGGUAUGUACUAUUUGCUAAUGUAUGAAAGUAGUGUUUUAUUUGCAUUUAAUAUUUAAUUAGAUCCGCGCCUAAAUCGACUUACUAUUAGAUCAUAGUGUUAAAUUAUGUGAUAGAUAAAUGGUAUUCAUUUUAUUUCAAUGUUUUUAAUCUUGACAACAGAUCUUUUAAUACCAUUUGGUCGAUGAAUUUAGUUUUAGCGAUGUUGACGUAUGUUAUACAGGAAAUAUUUUAAUAAGCGUCAUUAAUUUAUAAGAUUGUAUGAAUAUUCAAUAUGAUAAUGAAAUUAAAUAUUAAAGACAUUUCCAUAUCAGAUUGUAAAGCCUAACCAAUAAUAUAAAAAUGGUAGCCUGGGGGCGCUUCAAUAGAUUUCAUUACUGUCACUUUACGUACAUGUACGUAGUUCCAUGUUUUUCCGCAAUAUGGCGAAGCUUUUUAUAUUUCUGGUCAGACUAUAAUUGAUGUUUACUAUGCUGUUCUAAUUGGUGUCCUUGUAAUAGAUGUCAUCGACAUAUAGAAAAUAUACAAAUAUAACCAAGUGAAACAAGUAUUUCAUUUCUAAACAUUUAUUUCAUAUAAUUAUCACAAAUAAUUUAAAUUGGCUGCUUCUAGCAAUUUCUGAACGUUAUACACAAAAAAGUUGCCAUAACAAAAAUAUAACAAGCAAAAAAACGUACCAACCUCGAUAAAAACUUAUCGAAUUCAUGUUUCUAUUCGAUUCCUACCAAAUCUAGUUUGGGUAAUUAAAGAUUUUAGGCGGCAAUUUUUU
Papilio polytes (common Mormon) is the source of this 3968-nucleotide messenger RNA. It is a transcript of the gene not, whose product is annotated as ubiquitin carboxyl-terminal hydrolase 22. Gene Ontology annotation, molecular function: cysteine-type deubiquitinase activity; zinc ion binding. The transcript is spliced from 9 exons. The record is from RefSeq and is a predicted model, not a curated record. Bases 263 to 1777 code for a protein of 504 amino acids. NCBI's taxonomy places the organism in Eukaryota, Metazoa, Arthropoda, Insecta, Lepidoptera, Papilionidae. Gene Ontology annotation, biological process: protein deubiquitination.